Molecule: messenger RNA, 1584 nt
Organism: Megalops cyprinoides (Indo-Pacific tarpon)
Lineage: Eukaryota; Metazoa; Chordata; Actinopteri; Elopiformes; Megalopidae
Product: STKc_CK2_alpha domain-containing protein
Exons: 13
Coding region: 110-1288 (392 amino acids)
Biological process (GO): protein phosphorylation
Cellular component (GO): cytosol; nucleus; protein kinase CK2 complex
Molecular function (GO): ATP binding; protein serine/threonine kinase activity
Source: RefSeq, a predicted model, not a curated record
CUCAAAGCUGUUUGCCGGAGUCCAGUGUCUGCAGGAACCGCCAUAUUGUCAUCCUAGAAGCGCUGGGAGGUGAUCCUGAAAACAGCACUGUCACCUCCACGCCCAGACUAUGUCAGGUCCAGUCACAAGUCGAUCCCGAGUUUACCCCGAUGUGAACACACAGAGGCCCCGGGAGUAUUGGGACUAUGAGUCACAUGUCGUUGAGUGGGGGAAUCAAGAUGAUUACCAGCUGGUGCGGAAACUCGGCAGAGGCAAAUACAGUGAAGUGUUUGAGGCCAUAAACAUCACAAACAACGAGAAAGUAGUCGUCAAAAUACUCAAGCCAGUCAAAAAGAAGAAAAUCAAGCGAGAAAUUAAGAUUCUAGAGAACCUUCGAGGAGGGCCCAACAUCAUCACACUUCUAGACAUUGUCAAGGAUCCUGUGUCUCGGACACCUGCCCUAGUUUUUGAACAUGUAAACAACACAGACUUCAAGCAAUUGUAUCAAACGCUAUCAGACUACGACAUUCGGUUCUACAUGUAUGAAAUCUUGAAGGCACUGGACUACUGUCACAGUAUGGGAAUCAUGCACAGAGAUGUCAAACCACACAACGUAAUGAUUGACCACGAACACAGAAAGCUUCGCCUGAUAGACUGGGGCUUGGCAGAGUUUUACCACCCGAGCCAGGAGUACAAUGUCAGAGUCGCAUCCAGAUACUUCAAGGGACCUGAGCUGCUGGUAGACUACCAGAUGUAUGACUACAGUUUAGACAUGUGGAGUUUAGGUUGCAUGCUGGCUAGUAUGAUCUUCAGAAAGGAGCCCUUCUUCCAUGGACAUGACAACUAUGAUCAGCUUGUACGAAUUGCUAAAGUACUGGGUACCGAAGACCUGUAUGACUACAUCGACAAAUACAACAUUGAGCUAGACCCUCGGUUCAAUGAUAUUUUGGGCAGGCAUUCCCGGAAGAGGUGGGAGCGCUUUGUGCACAGUGAGAACCAGCACCUGGUCAGCACCGAGGCGCUGGACUUCCUGGACAAGCUGCUGCGCUACGACCACCAGGCCCGGCUCACCGCCAGAGAGGCCAUGGAGCACCCCUACUUCUAUCCCAUCGUGAAAGAACAGGUGAGGAUGGGCUCCACGCCAGGCAUGGCUGCCAGCUGUACCCCAGUGAGCUCGUCCAGCAUGAUGAGCGGUAUCACGUCAAUGUCCUCAUCACAGCCUCUGGGUAACAUCGCCGGAUCACCUGUCAUCUCCUCCCCCAACACCUUGGGCACACCGAUCCCAGCUGCCACUGGGGCACAGCCCUGAAUGGAGCUCCGCCCCCCUCUUUUUCACUGGCUCGCAGUCCGGGAAGGGACUGGGGCGGCCCAUCAGGGCUUUGUUUUUAUGUUGAGUAUUAAAAAGAAGAUGAAAUUAGGUUCCUUGUUUUUUUCCGUACAAUAAUUCUAUAUUGAGAUUCGGACACACAACAGAAAUUUUAUGUUGCGUCUGUGUCUGGAUGAAACGUAGCUGCGUUCUCAUGAUGACUGUGUCUAGAAAUGCAACUACAAUGUAGAAAUCAAUGAGAAAAAUGCAUAAUAAAAUUUAUUUUGUAUGUCCCUAAA